AAGAAAUCCAUAUAUGGCACUUGUGCAGGAAAGACUCCAUCAGCGAUCUAUAUCACAACCAUCUUCCCAGCAAAUGCCAACACCGAGGAAGAACGCCCCACAUGGUGAUCUCUCUACAAAUCCUCUUGAUCCAUAUGAUCAUCUGGUAAAACCAAGACCACCAUUUUCACCUCAACACCAGUCAGGUUUUAUGGAAGGACCUGGAUUUGAUAAUACAAUACAAGGGAAAUUUUCUUUAAAAGACCCUUCCCAGCAGCAUCCUCCACUCAUUCCUACAUCAACUUCUGCUCCUGCUUCAGGUUAUUCAAGUAUUCCCGGGAAUCCUAUGGGACAGCAGACCUUUGGAACGCCACGCCCAAUGUUUCCAGGACAACCUCAACACCAGACGCAAUCUGUGAUGGGCCAGGAUCAGCACUUUCGUCAUUCUUCUCAAGACAGUUUCCCAGGUUCUCAGGAUGAUUUUGACACAAAUGUUCAUGGAGAAGCACCACUUGAUGAUGAUCUUUUUAAAGAUGGUGAAUUCAAUAUUCUUGAAUAUGCUGAUCCAGAGUUAGACACAAAUAGGCAUUCAGAGGCUAAUCAGCAACUCUUUAAGGACCUCGGUCUAAGCGAGGAAGGAGAUGUGAAAUCACAGAGCAUACCAGCAUCAGGUCAAGUUGAUGCAGAGGAGAAGGAACCAGUGUGUGGUCAAUCAGAGACUAAAGAGCAAAUUGACGAUGGUUUGGUUCAGGACGAGGAAAAACAUAUCACUGAAUCGCAGGAUGGGACUGAAUCGAAAAAUAGCAGUUGUUCGGACCAUAAGUCUGGAGAAAGUGUGAAUGGUGGGAACAAAUCAGAAGGCUGCAGGGAUGAAAGCUGUGAUAGAAAAGAUAACUGUGUUCAAAAAGAAAAUUGUAGUGAGGAAGGCUGUGGGAAAAAAGAAGGCUGUGGUGAAAACAAAGGAUGUGGCGAAAGCAAAGGUUGCGGCGAGAAAGAAGGCUGUGGUGAAGAAAAGGGCUGUGGUGAAGAAAAGGGCUGUGGUGAGAAAGAAGGCUGUAGUAAAAAGGAGGGCUGUGGCGAAAAAGAGGGCUGUGGUGAAAGCACAGGUUGCGGUGAAAAUAAAGGCUGUGGUGAAAAAGAAGGCUGUGGUGAGAAAGAAGGCUGUGGUGAGAAAGAAGGCUGUGGAGAAAAAGAGGGCUGUGGAGAAAAAGAGGGCUGUGGCGAAAAAGAGGGCUGUGGCGAAAAAGAGGGCUGUGGUGAAAGCACAGGUUGCGGUGAAAAUAAAGGCUGUGGUGAAAAAGAGGGCUGUGGUGAGAAAGAAGGCUGUGGCAAAAAUAAAGGUUGUGGUGAAAAAGAAGGCUGUGGCGAAAAACAGGGAUGUGGCGAAGAAAAUGGAUGUGGUGAAAAAGAGGGCUGUGGUGAGAAAGAGGGCUGUGGUGAGAAAGAGGGAUGUGGCGAAAAAGAAGGAUGUGGCGAAAAAGAGGGAUGUGGCGAAAAAGAGGGAUGUGGCGAAAAAGAGGGAUGUGGCGAAAAAGAGGGUUGUACCAAACAAGAGGGUUGUACCAAACAAGAGGGUUGUACCAAAGAAGAGUAUUGUGAAAAGAAGAAAGAUUGUGAUGAGAAAAGUGACUUGCCAUCAACUGUAAAGACAGAACCUCAGCAAGAAACACAUCAGAGUACAGAUGCUAGUUACACAACAUCGGCUAAUCUUCAACACUCAAAGCCUGUGAAACUUGAACCUGAAUUGGCAGAGUGCGAUAGUCAUGAAGACAAGAAAGAUAAGUGCUCCAGUGGUAGUAGUACUCCUGUUGUUUCCACAUCAAAUUCAACAACGCCAGCAGUUACCACUGCAUCAAUUCCUCAAAACCUUGUGGAUUUUAUCCCUUUAUCACAGGCAUCAUCAGUCAAACGACCACUUCUACUCGAAGAACAACCUCUUCUGUUGCAAGAUUUGCUUGAAAAAGAGAAGAUGGAGCAAAUGCAACAGCAGACUCCGCCCGGAACAGCAGCUCCCGUUGUCCGGCACCCACCUCUGAAUGACCCAUUCCUCAGUGAUAUUGACUUUGAGAAAUUACAAAGAGAAGCCAAGCUGUUUGCAAGUAAAGAGACUGAAAGCACUCCUGGUCCGCAUGCCCAGUUAUUAAAAGCGAUGACAAAACAACAUCAAGAGAAUUUACAGCAACAACAACAACAUCAGUUUACGGCCAAUCCACCACCGCAGACAUUCUCUGGUAUGACAAGUCCACGAUUACCAGGCCCGCAUGGUAAAACUGAUCCACCACAUGCGUUUCCAAUCAUGAGAGCCGGUAUUCAGCCUGAAAGACUACCCACAGAAGACCCAGUGUUACAAGGUGCUGCCCCUCGAUUUGGUUUCCCAACAAAACAAAGUCCAGGAAUGGGUGGUAAUUUAAGACCUUCCGCUAUUACUACAACCACUAGUGGAUUACAUUCUCCAGUUGGUAUAAAUAUGCCACCUGCUCAUGCCCUAACAAACCAGCCAUUUAGUGUACCUUCACCCAUGAAUGUCUCAAGUCCUGGUCUCAGUAUUCCAUCACCAAUGGGGACAAUUCAUAAUUCCAAUUCCACAAGUGGAGGACCGUCACCACUCGGUAUGCCAAGUCCAAGUCAUGGUGUGCCAUCACCCCGCGCUAUAGGUUCUAUGCCUGUUAUGGUAGCAUCACCCUUGGGUCUUCAAAGCCCCGGACCAAACUGCCCCCCUGCAGUACCAAGUCCAGGACUACAACCAACUAUGUCCGGAAUGAUUUCACCUUCCUGUCCUCCAGACACUGAACGUCAACAACAGACUCAAUAUGAAGAAUGGCUUUUUCAACACCAACAGCUUCUUAAUAUGCAACAAAAGUUUCUCGAAGCCGAGGCAGCGAAACACAGAAAGAAAAAGAAGACAUUAGCAUCAAGGCAGAGAGCUAACAAAAAGAAUGAUAGACCUUUCUCAGAGCAUGAUGAACAAGAAUUAGAGGCCAUAUCUCUGCAACAUAGCACGACUCAAAAACAGCUGGAGCAUAUUAGGAAACAACAAAGACAGCAUGGUAUUUUAAUACAAGAAUAUCGCAUGAAACAGCAGGAGAGAAUGCAGCAACAGAUGGGUAAACCGCCAAUACCAGGUCAGCCUCCUUUCAUGCAAGAUGGUAGCAUACCCAGGUUUCCAGUUCCCAGCAUGCCCCCAGGGGCAAUGGGGGUACCAACUUCCUUACAAUCCCCUCCACCUGGCCCUCCCCAAGGUCCUCCACCUGGUCCCCCACAAGGUCUACCGCCAGGUCCCCCACCAGGUCUACCGCCAGGUCCCCCACCAGGUCCUCCACAUGGUCCCCCACAAGGACCACCACAAGUGAGUGUCCAGAUAACACAGGAUGAAAACAACCCUUUCAGUGAAGUAUUCCAGGAACGUGAAAGACGAGAGAAACUGGAACGUUUGCGUGAACAGCAGGAGCGUCAAAGAAUACAAAUGUUACAGCAGGUUGACCGUGCACGGGCGAUUCGAAGGAUGGAAGAAGAAGACCACAUUAGAGACCACAUAGAAGGUGACAACAAACAACCGUUAAUGGAGAUGCCGUUCUUUGACCAAGAUGUUUUACCCUUCUCACAAAGUGGUCCCCAACAACCGCAACAGCAGCCUGGAAUGAACCAGCAACCACCAUCAUUUCAGCAAGGUAGACCAUUUGUACAUUCCGGUCCCCAGGGACAUAUGUCCAUGCAAGGUGUUAUGCCUCAAGGAUCCCAACCAGGCGCCAUGCUUGGCAUGCAAGGACCACGUCAACAGUUCGCUAACUAUCCACCCAUGAAUCCCGAUGGUGGAUUCCCAGUACCACCAAAUUUUCCCGGAGCUAUGGAGAUGUGCCCACCAAUUGAAAAGCCGAAAAAGAAACGCACUCGUCGGAAAAAGAAGGAAGUCGACCCUUAUGAUAUGCCCCCAGCUACUCCAAUGCCUACAGAUGCAUUAGAUUUUGGUUCGACAAGACCCUUACAUCACAUAGACGAACAACAGCACAAUAUACAAGAUAGAAAUCCAAUAAUGGCGAUGUCAAACAUGAAUGCGAAUCAGAGCAGAGACAAUUCUUUAGGUGCUUUACUUGAGGCGACUGUAAAUAAAAUAGAGUCUGAUAUGCCUAAAGUGGAUACUGAACAGUCUGAUAGUCAGUCGACGAAAAGUGACUCUUUGAAAGAUGAAAACGGUGAACAAAAAGAAGAAAAUGGUAAAACUGGGGGGAAAAAAGAUUCUAAACCGACUCAAAACUUGUUAUUGAAACAGCUGUUGCAGGGACCUGCAAUAUACUCACCGGCUGGUGGUGGUGGUGUGCCAAAGAAUCCCCAAACACCUGAAUCUGUCUCUUCCCCUGUGGUGGAAACACAGAAUGUAUCACCUAUCCGAUCUGUGAAGUCAGAGACUGUAGAUGAUGAUGAUGUCUCAAAUGUUGUACUUACUCCACAACAACAAAAACAAUUAGAAAUGCUUGAGAAAUUGCCGUAUGUCAAACCGACUAGCGAUUCGGACUGGAUCGCAAAGAAAUUGCAAGCUGGUAUAUCAGAUCGUGAUAUACUCAUGGAAAUACAUCGUCAGGAAUACGAGAAACAACAAGAACAACAACAGCAGCAGCAGCAACAACAACAACAGGCAGAGGCUGCCCCAAAGAAGAGGAAGAAAACACAAAAACAAAAACUGUUUGAUAAAUCAAAACGACGAAGAGGAUCUUUAGAAGAUGAGGCUGAUGCAUUAUACGAUGAAUCAAAAUCGUUGUUGAAUACGAUAAGACAAUUACCGUUACUGCCAUUAUGUGAACCUGAAGUCAGUGUUAAUUAUUCCUUAUGCCCCAUAUAUGGUAGUUCCACGUUAACGGGUGAAAAUCAACUAAACGGGACAUUUGGACAUUCUACAAUUGACGGAAUAGCUGACUAUUAUUCACAUUUCCCGUUUGGACCACCAGCACCGUUAACAAAUCCACCCACACCGCCAGCUUCCUUACCGCCAUCUCCACCCGAUAAAAUUCCUGUGCCGAUGGUUAACGGCAAUGCACAUCCUUCAGAAUUGAAUCAGAGGAGAGGACCAGACGGAAUUCAUGUUGGACCAUUCAGUGAACCUAGACGUUAUCAGUUAUCUGUUAUCCCAGGAGCAGAUAUCACUAUGGCAACAGCAGAUGAUGUCCUACAGGAGAUCAGUGUACAUCAGAGAACAAUUACAAAAGCAGUUAAUCCUCAAAUACGCAACAGUAAUAUUGAUAUUCCUCCAUCGCUGCCAACGCCGCCACCGACCUCUGAUGCCACUCCAAAAAUGUCUGAUGAUGGUAGUAGACCUGGCAGUGUAGUCCCAUCCUCCUCUCCGGAGUGUGUGCAAGAUGACGAGCCUUUACGCUUGAAAGGUUUAAGAUUGAUUGGCCACAAGAUGGAUUUAGGAAAAGUGCAAUCACCAUCACCAACAUUUCCAAUUAUCAGACCUACUCCAAAAAAGGCACUAUCAAUUCGUGGCAUGAAACCAGUUCCUGACAGUCCUGCUAAGUCUACAACCUCAUCAACUCCAGCUAAUUCAUCUGUGACGCUAGAAAUAUCAGUGACCGCUGCUGACGAUGUUAAAGGUGUGAUUAGUGCCGUAUCAAAUAUGUUAAAAAUUACAGAACCUUCAAAUUUUGAAGUGUCUGGAGAGAUGCCGGAAAAGAAACCUAAAGAAAGUACUCAAAUAAAGAAAGAAAAACCAAGCAAUUUACAAAGCUUACUACAGGCUAAGACACAAUUCUGUCGACAUUGUGAUGUCGUCGUGCUUGGUGAAGGUGUUCGCAAAAGAUCAUCUGAUGUGUUAUCUGUGAAUGAUGGUGAUAGUGAUAUGAUAUUUUGUAGUACCACUUGUUAUAUGCAAUACGCAAUCACACAUCAAACGCAACAAGGUAUUCGAGAACACGCCGCGGCUACCGUUGUGAACCACACCAGUAAGGAUCUUGAGUGUAAACAAGAACAAUUACAAUCCAAAACACAGAUACAACAAAAAAUACAACAAAAUGAAGGUGCUAUUAAAGAUGAACAGAAAGGCAAUAAAGGGAAUUUCCGGAGGAGGAAAAAUGGCAGUAUGGAAGAUGCAAUCAUAACACAACCAUUAGUGAAAAAGUGGAAAGAUAUCCGAUGGAAAAAAUGGAAUGUGAAUAUUGUACCAAUGAAAACAUACAAAACGCAUAGUGAUCAAGAUAUUGAUGAUUUAAUCAGAAAAUUAGGAACGUCGCUAAGGCCUGAUCCGUCAUUAAUUGACCACAGAAAGUGUGUAUUUUGUUGUGAAAUGGGUGAUGGUUGUACAGAUGGACCUGCCAGGUUACUCAACAUGGAUGUGGAUAUGUGGGUGCAUUUGAACUGUGCGUUGUGGUCGGCUGAAGUCUACGAAACGCUCAACGGUGCUUUAAUCAAUGUAGAACAAGCACAUAAAAGAGGGGUGUUGAUACAGUGCUGUUACUGUAGUAAAAUGGGUGCUACUGUCGGAUGUCACAAGUUUCGUUGUACCAACGUCUAUCACUUUGACUGUGCCAUCAGAGACAAAUGUAUCUUCUUCAAAGACAAGACAAUGCUUUGCCCGCUACAUUGCCCGUCAAGACAGAGUGAAAACGAACUGAGAACGCAUGUUGUAUUUCGAAGAGUCUAUGUUAGUCGUGACGAAAACAAACAAGUCGCAAGUAUUAUGCAACAAGGAGAAAAGAAACAUACGCUGAGGACAGGCAGUCUGAUAUUCCAUUCUGUAGGACAGUUAUUGCCUCAUCAGUUACAAGUAUUCCAUUCACAAACUGCCAUUUAUCCAGUUGGUUUUGAAACCACUAGGCUGUACUGGAGUAUGAGGUAUACAAACAAACGAUGUCGCUACAUGUGCAGUAUCCAUGACAACUGUGGUAAGCCUGAAUUCUGUAUAAGGGUUAUUGAACAAGGACAUGAAGACGUUGUACUCAGAGAUAGUACAUGUAAAGGUGUUUGGAGUAAAGUAUUAGAAUCAAUUGAGAAACUGAGACGAGAUGCUGUUAUGUUAAAACUGUUUCCAAGUUUUAUAACAGGAGAAGAUGUUUAUGGACUUACAGAACCUUCCAUUCUUAGAGUAAUUGAAUCGCUACCUGGCGUGGAAGGAAUUCUCGGUUAUAUGUUCCGAUAUGGAAGAUCUCCAUUGAUAGAAUUGCCACUAGCUAUUAAUCCAACUGGAUGCGCUCGAUGCGAACCUAGAAUGAGGACGUACAUUAAAAGACCGCAUACAUUGACCAGUAAUACAUCAUCAGGGUCAUACCAAUCUACGGUGACGGGAGACUUGGCCUCGCCAUACACAAAGCAGUUUGCUCAUUCCAAGUCAUCCCAAUACAGACGCUUAAAACAAGAAUGGCGGAACAAUGUCUACUUAGCUCGAUCCAGGAUACAGGGAUUGGGUCUUUUUGCCACGCGUGAUAUUGAGAAACACACCAUGGUGAUCGAAUACAUUGGUACUAUUAUUCGAAAUGAAGUAGCCAAUAGAAGAGAAGAUAUCUACGAGGAAGCCAACCGUGGUGUGUACAUGUUUCGUAUCAACUCGGAUUAUGUUAUAGAUGCAACAUUGACUGGUGGACCCGCUAGAUACGUCAAUCAUUCAUGCUCACCUAACUGUGUUGCUGAAGUUGUUACAUUUGAUAAGGAACAGAAGAUUAUUAUCAUCUCCAAUAGUCGUAUUGCAAAAGGAGAGGAGCUGACAUAUGACUACAAAUUUGACUUUGAAGACGACAAGAAUAAGAUAUCUUGCUUAUGUAAAGCAGUUAAUUGCAAGAAGUGGAUGAAUUAAUAAAAACAAAAAAACUAUUAAAAAAAAAAUGACUAACAUAAAUAGGCUCUAAACAGCUUAGCAGUGUUAAAAUCAAAAUAGAAUUUAUUUUGGGUACAAAUAUCAAUUUUAGGAUAUUCAAAUAAGGAUCAUGUAAAAAAAUCAUGAUAUAAUUGCAUUAAUUUUGUAAAUAUGGUUUCAGAUAUUAUUUUUGUGCCAAACGGGUAAAAAAAAAGUACAGGAAAUAGUGAUGAAUUCAGUUGAUAAUUGUUUUUUAAACAAGGCAUGAUUUCGUGUACAGUAUACAAGACAAUAUCAUAUUUUGAGUCAAUAUUAUUUUUUCUCCAGAUUAAUGUUCAUCAUGUAAAGUAAUUUGAUUGGAGAAUAACAACACUGUAUAAAAGUAUUUUUCCCCUCUGCAUUUUUGACUAGGAGGGCUAGUUUUCAGAAUAGCUUAUUCAAUGUAAAGUGACUUUUGUAGGGAGGAGUACAUCUUAAUUUCCGUGUAUGGGGAGAAAAUAUUGAAUAAUAAAUCAUAGCUGUAAUUCUGAGAAAUUUAAUUUUUUUUGAGCAAGAGAGUAAGUAAUCAUGAAUUUGAUUGUCUUUAUACAUGUAAUAUACAUUGGCAUAAAAAAUUAAAAGUCAUUAC
Messenger RNA from Saccoglossus kowalevskii, 8384 nucleotides. Its product is annotated as histone-lysine N-methyltransferase 2C-like. Lineage: Eukaryota; Metazoa; Hemichordata; Enteropneusta; Harrimaniidae. The record is from RefSeq and is a predicted model, not a curated record. Gene Ontology annotation, cellular component: MLL3/4 complex; nucleus. Gene Ontology annotation, biological process: positive regulation of transcription by RNA polymerase II. Gene Ontology annotation, molecular function: protein binding; transcription coactivator activity; histone H3K4 methyltransferase activity.